This is a messenger RNA of Drosophila santomea, 2408 nucleotides long. RefSeq lists its product as uncharacterized. The record is from RefSeq and is a predicted model, not a curated record. NCBI's taxonomy places the organism in Eukaryota, Metazoa, Arthropoda, Insecta, Diptera, Drosophilidae. The transcript has 5 exons. The coding region runs from base 251 to 2356 and encodes 701 amino acids.
UGGGUCUCCGCUCGCUGGCAGUCGCACAUCCGCUCAGUUGUGUCGUGUUAUCCGUUCCGCCAGCAAGGAUCUCAGUUGCGCACAGUUUCGAGUUCCUUCAUUUGCAAUCACAUUGCAAAUAUUUGUAUAUUUGCUGCAAUCAAUGCGGCUGUUCCAUGUGGCGAGUGGGAAAUUUUGCAAAAUCGACAAUAAUCCGCCAAUGAAUCAAAAAUCACUGCAAUAAGCAUUACAAAGUCAGCGCCUAAAUGACAUGGCAGAGAAACGCCUACUGCUGGAUCCAUCCGCCACCGCAGCGACGGAGGAGCCGGAAGUGCAAAUGACCCGACGGGCGGGAGGAGUGCUCCAUGCCAUCCAGCACCGCCCACUUCCGGUGAGCAGGAAGUCGGUGCUGGGACUGCUGGUGUCCUUUACGUUCUGCUACUUUCUGAUCGGCCGAACCGGCUGGGUGAACGUCCUCGAUCUGGACGUGCUGCACUCGGAUAACUACGUCGCGGUGCAGCAUCAAUCGACGGUGUUGGAUGAACGUGAUAUCAUUACUGAGUCCAUUCCAUCUGUCCCGAAAGGCUUCCUGGUGUACAGCAACUCCUGCCGCAUCAUGGAGGUGGAUCCGUACAAGAACGAGGUGAUGCGCCACUUUAAGCGCAUCAAAUACAAAUCCUGCCAGAAGUUGCCGCCGCUGACGCACGUGAAAUUCGAUGCAAAGUCCCAGAAGUACCUGCUCAGCAUCGAUGGAGCUGCUUUCAGUCGCUAUCCGGUGGGCAAGCAGCUCCACUGCUGCUACAUGGCCGUGCAGCGGGUGGACGAGAUGAAGGUCAAGUACACCAAGUGUCAAGCCUUCAAGGGCAGCACCCUGCUGCCCAAUUCCGCCGAGGGCAUCAUCGUCAAGUGCGAUGCGGGCGGCCAUCAGAUCUAUAUCAAUGGCCAUGCGACCGUGCCCGUCAAGGAGGCAGUGCAGCAGCGAUUACAAGUGGCUGCUGAGGCGGACGCCAAGGGCUAUCCGAGACCUCCGAGCGUCCUGAUGCUCGGCAUCGAUAGCAUCUCCCGUGUUAAUCUCAUCAGAGCCAUGCCCAAAACGGCGCAGUACCUCUACGACAACGGAUGGUUUGAGCUGGCGGGUUACAACAAGGUGGACGACAAUACGUUUCCGAACAUCAUGGCAGUGGUCACCGGCUACAAUCUGCCCAAUGCCAUGCACGCAUGCUCGCCCUUCGUGGUUGGUGGCCUGGACAAAUGCGACUACAUCUGGAAGCAGUACCAGCAGAGGGGCUACGUGACCGCCUAUGCGGAGGAUGCCGUCAAGAUCAACACGUUCAACUACCUGAAGAAGGGCUUCAAGAAUCCGCCGGCGGACUACUACUUGAGACCAUAUCUCUCAGCCGCCGAAUCGCAGCUGGAUCACACGACGGUCAAUGGUCUGGUGCACUGCCUCGGUUAUGUGACGGCGGCGGAGCACGUGUACGACUAUGGACUGGAGUUCACCAGGCGGUUCCUCAACGAGACGUACUUUGGUUUUUUCUGGACCAACACGCACAGUCACAGUGACAUCUCGCAGACCAGCAGCAUGGACAGCUAUAUGGAGGAGUAUCUGCGCAAGCUGGUGCGCCAGGGCACCAUGGAGAACACGGUGGUGGUCUUCUUCAGCGAUCAUGGCAUGCGGUUUGGACCAACCCGAGCCACCUGGUCGGGUCACUUGGAGGAACGUCUGCCGGCCAUCUUCAUCUGGUUGCCCCAUCACCUGCGUAGCGCACAUCCGGAGUUUGUGCGCAGCCUGCAGCUGAACAGGAAUCGCUUGACCACGCCCUAUGAUCUUCACCUGACCAUGAAGCACAUACUGGCCCUAUCUGGGCGCGCUGAAAUGGAUUCAUUGGGUCCGGCACCCGACUGUCCGCAGUGCCAGAGUCUACUGACCCCCGUUUCGCCGCUAAGGAGUUGCUCCGACGUGGGCAUCGCGGAUCACUGGUGCACCUGCUGGGAAUACGACACUAUCUCGAGCAGCUCGAAGGAAUCGCGUAUGCUCGGCAAGCGGGUGGUCAGCUACCUCAACAACUAUGUGGCCGAGUUCCGCAACGGAUCGUUUGCCAAGCUGUGUGCUCCACUCUCUCUGCACAGCAUCAAAUCCGCGUUCCGGGCGCAUCACAAUGCCCUCGAUCCGGAGGAGGUGCACACCUAUCGACUGAUCUUCGUCACGGCGCCCAAUAAGGGACAGUAUGAGGCCACCGUGCGGCACAAUCACACGGAUGACUCCGUGAAAGUGACGGGAUCCGUGAGUAGAUUGAACGUCUAUAGCGGAGAGGCGGAUUGCAUGAAUGAUUUUGCUGCCAAAAAAUAUUGUUAUUGCCGAAAGAAGAAGGGAUAGAUGUAGUAGUAUUAUACCUAAGGCUAGUGCCCAAGUGCCGUUACUCGGAUUA